GAGCGGACAUGUUGAACCGACCCUUUCCUUGACUUAACGUCGCUAUAAGCGGGGGGGAAAAUCGGGAGUUUCGGGGACGGCCCGCAGCGUUGGGCAAUCAUGGACGCCGUUAACGCCUUCAACCACGAGUUAUUUUCAUUGAUGGACUCCAAGCCCCCGAUCUCUCGGGCAAAGAUGAUCUCCAUCACCAAAUCGGCAAUCAAAGCUAUGAAGCUCUAUAAACAUGUGGUCCAAAUUGUGGAAAAGUUUAUUAAAAAGUGUAAGCCAGAGUAUAAGGUCGCUGGCCUGUAUGUGGUGGACUCCAUUGUUCGGCAGUCCAGGCAUCAGUUUGGAUCAGACAAGGAUGUGUUUGGCCCAAGGUUCACCAAAAACAUUACAGGAACUUUUGAGAACCUUUGCCUUUGCCCAGUAGAGGAUAGGAGUAAGAUUGUGCGGGUGUUGAACCUGUGGCAGAAGAAUGGAGUGUUCAGAAUCGAGGUUAUCCAGCCUCUCCUGGACAUGGCUGCUGGAUCUAGCAGUGCUGCAGCCUGCAUAGGCACUGAUGAGCCAGGUUCUUCCCCACCUUUAGCCAAAGAGCCAGUUACCGCGGUAACAGCAAACUCCACCACGACACCUGCUGCUCAGCUGCAAAACUCUGAUCCCUUUGCUGCUGUAGCGCAGCUCUUUCAGUCCUCACACGGCCAGCAGCUUCAACAGAUGCUCCAGAAAUUUCAGCAGCAGCCAGUGAAGCCUGACACCAACACUCAGCCUCCUCUUCAUACUAUUCAAACACAGGUCCAAAACAUCACUAGUGGUCUGGGCAUGGUGGCCCCGCAACCUCCCCCGCCUGCCCAAUCCACCCAGCAGAAAACAGCCUUUGACAAGAAACUUUUGGACCGCUUCGACUACGACGACGAACCAGAAGCUGGGGAAGAAACAAAAAAGGAUGAAAAUUCAUCUCAGCCCUCCUUCAUGCAGCAGUCUCCAGCCUUCCUGCAGCACAUGGAGCACUUCCAACCGCAAAUGAUGAACAUGUCGCAAGAUAUCUCACAACAGGUUCCUCUUCCUCCAAACGGCCAGCUCCAGGCCUAUGGUUUACCAGGACAAGGCUUUCCAGUGAUGAUGCCUCCCAUGGGUCAUACUUUACCAGGGCAGCCCCACCUCGGUUCUAAUAGGCCUCCAGCCUUCCCAGGGUUAUUCCCUCCUCACAAUGCAACCCAGCAACAACAGGAUGUGUCCUUGGAUAUGGACCAUUCAUCCAUGAGAGAUGGCAGACACGGUCGACGGUCACACUCAGGCUCAAGGUCUCCAAAGCGAAGGCGGUCACGGUCAAACUCGCGCACACGGCGAUCUAGACACAGACGAUCCCGCUCACGCUCAAAAGACAGGCGGCACCAUUCCCCUCGGCCCCGCUCGCUGGAGCGCAGGGAGAGGGAGAAAGAGAGAGAGCGGCGGCAGAAAGGCCUUCCACCACCUAAAAGCGAAGCACUUAGCAUUUGCAGUACGACUCUCUGGGUGGGCCAGUUGGACAAAAGAACACAGCAGCAAGAUGUUGCCUGUUUACUGGAGGAGUUUGGGCAGAUUGAGUCCAUCAAUAUGAUCCCUCCGCGUGGCUGUGCCUAUAUUGUCAUGAUACAUCGGCAGGAUGCUUUCAGGGCUCUGCAGAAGCUUAGCAGAGGAUCUCACAAAGUUAACCAGAAAACCAUUAAGAUCGCUUGGGCUUUGAACAAAGGCAUAAAGCCUGAGUUCAAACAGUACUGGGAUGUGGAGCUAGGUGUCACCUACAUACCUUGGUCUAAAAUCAGAGAGUCUCAGGUUGAGGAGCUGAAAGAAGGAGGAAUACUGGAUGCAGAUACUUUGUCAACAGAGUGGACUACAGUGAGGAAGACUCUUGAUCUUCCAGAGGAACCGACCCACAACGGCAGGUCGGAGCCACAGCACCCUGAAGAGACACAAGUCUUACCUGUGGCUGCUCCAGCUGCUCUUCCUGGACAGGUCCCUCCAAUGCAGCAGCCAAUGGUUGGCGUGGGUCCUCUCCAGCCUCCUGUCUAUCAGGGUCCUAUAGGUGUGCCUCCACCUUCCUUCCCCCCAGGCGUUCCCCCUCCUCCAUUCAUUAGACCUGGCUUCAACCCCAUGCAGAUGCCUCCAGGUUUCCCUCCUCCAGGUUCCAUGCCUCUAGGUCCCCCUCCUACUUCCAAAGGUGGAGCUGAAGACCUGCAUUUGGACCCAGCAGGUCUAAGCAACAGAAACAAUGAUGAGGGGCUGGAAGGCCCCAACAUCUUUAACCAGUUGGGACCCAUAGGUGGACCCAUUGGUGUUCUCCCAGGUGGUCUUCCAGGGAACAUCCAACCCCCCUCUUCUGGUCUGCUGGGCGCACGACCUGGCAUAAUCCCACUCCAGCGUCCUCCUGUUCUCCCACCUGCACACAUGCAACGUUUUCCACCACCUCAUGUAGCACGACCCCCUCAUCCCAACAUGCCCCCCAUGCCCCCGCAGAUGCUGCCCAGAGGGCCACACCCUCAGAUGAUGCACCAUGACCCCGCUCCAACUAAAGGAGGCUUUGGGAUCCUCCCCCCUCACAAUAUGAGGGCUCCUUUUCCUCCACAAGGGCAUGGCCCUCCUCCUCAAGGUCCUCCCCCUCCUCCUUUCAUCAGACCAGUGGCUCCCCGCGGAAUGGAGGUGCCAGAAGAAAUGGAUGGCAGACCAUUCAGGGGAGAAAGGCCUGGUUUCCGGGAUCGAGAGCCGGAUAGGGACAGAGACUGGGAUAGAGACAGAGAUAGAGAGAGGGACCGAGGUUUUGGAGGUGGAAGGCGUCCAUUUGGUGAUGGAGGGAGAGGUGGAGGAGGCGAAAGAAUGGAUGGGAGGGACAGGCUUGGAGGCUGGCAGGAAGACGGAGCUGAUAACCGUGGUGGAGGAUGGGAGAGAGACCGAGACCGAGAUCGGGACAGAGACCGCGAUCGGGACAGAGACAGACGAGACUGGAGGGAGAAAAGAAGCAGUCUGGACAGUGACAGGGAACGAGGAAGGAGCGAUGAUGGGGAAAGGGAGCGAGGGAGAGGGGAAGGGGGAGAACGGGGAAGGGUUGAGGGAGGGAGUCGAGAAAGAGGGAGAGGAGGAGGAGGAGGUGAAGGAAAAGAAGGGGACAGGCCAAGGCGGUCAGAACGUCGAGAAAGGACCACACGUUGGGACAGUGAUGAUCGAUUGGCCAAACUGGAAAACUUGGACAGAACCUCUAGCAGCACAGAGCAACCUUCUUUGACUCCUUUAGUUACCGUGGAAAAAGAAGCUCUUGAAAAGAAGGAAGAGUCAGAACUCUUAGCGCCUCCCUCGGACGUAACUAGUGCUGCUGGAGAGCCUGAGCCCUCUGAGCCCUCUGAGCCCUCUGAGUCCUCUGAGCCCUCUGAGCCCUCUGAGCCCUUACCAUCAGCUCAAAGUGAGCCUACAGAAACAAAACAGGAAGAAGCAUCAUAGACUAGGUCACUCCUCCUUCAGCCAGAGACUGCUGUAAACCACUGAAAUAUAUAAAAUCAUGUUUUCCACUUUUUUUUUAAACCAGCCAACAAUUAAUUGACAGUUCCUGGACAGUUAACACAUUUCUUUAAAUCAUACUUUCCCCAGACAUUAUCAAACACGCAUAAAUGCUUAGUUCCCUCAAUGCUAUGUCGAGCUGAGCAGUGCAUGUCAGCUGCAGAAACUUUUGCUUUUCAUUUUGGCCUGUACGUCAACAGGUGAGAGCGGACACACUGUGUUUGUAAUGUGGGUUAGGUGUUGCUCAUGCACUGCUGCUGUGCCUAAAAAAAAAACUAGAGAAACUGGAGGCUCACCAAUUGUAACGGCAAGACACUUGUGGUUCUCAGUCAAAAUACACUAAAAAUGAUAUGUGGAGAAUCACAUUGACAACAUCUCUACAGUUUGAACACCUACCUACCACCUUUCAAAUCCAAAACUCCCUCUUUCUGUUCUAGACUUUUGGCUCAAACUUAAGAAAUGAAAAUGGCAACAAGACCUAACGUUUCGCUCUAGGGCAAUUAUAAAAGAAGACUCAAUUUAAAGUGACAGAGCUGGCGGCAGCAGCAACACCUGGCACUCAGCCUGUGUGGUCACCGUGACAGUACGAGAUGCAGCCAUUCAGAGGCAGCCGUCACGCGCUGCUCAGACGUCCUGUGCGUCCCUAGUGUAAUAGGCUUAUGGCCAUCAAAUUUGGCUUUACAUCUGUGUCUCGAAAAUCACAUGACCACUAAGUGGUCUGCAGUUGAAAAUUGGCUGUCAAGUUUUUCUCUUAUUAAGUAUUAAUGGAGCUUUUGCAUGCUAACUUAGCUCUGUCCAUCUGAGAUUAAUUUGAGCUCAGCUUUUAAGUUUUUACUUUGUUGGUUUGCAGAUUGAGAGAACAAAUGAUUCCUUAUUUGACUUCCAACCUCAUCUGUGUGAUAGCAGGCACUCCUCGACAAGUUAGUAUUGUCCAAUUUAAUGUUUUUUAGUUUUCCUAAAUAUGUCAAACACUGAAUUACUUCUCAAACCGCUGAGAUGGAGGCACAGUUUCUUUUGUUUUGUCAGCUCUGAAUUGCAAUAUCAUAGCCAGUCAUGCUAAACAAUUAAAAGGGCAACAAUAGGUCUGAGAUUUUGAGACCAGAUUUGGGUAUCAGAAGUGUACUAGUGCCUGUUUGUAGUCCGAGUAGGACAGAGUAAUUACACCUGAACAAGCUUAGCUUGGGUGCAUUAAAUAGUGUGUGGAGAGCCAAAGAGACCCAACUCAUUGGCCUUAAUGAAAUUGUAGAACCCCACCCUUCAAACAUCUGGAGACCGCUUGGCUUCUAUUUCAAAAUCUAUCUACCUUUAUAUCUGUAAAUUGGGAUCUCAACUCUUUUCUCCGAUUGCAACACACUUAAUGUCAUGAACAAUGGAAGAAGUGUCCUCACUCUUACAUAUUCUUGAUGCAGUAAUUGAUGAAUCAUGGUCAUGGAAAUAUACAGGUUAUUACCUAAUGUCCUUAAAAACCUCUCACUUGAUACAUAUUUUAUUAAACCUUCAACACAGCUCAGCUUAUUCUCACAAUGUGUCAGAAAAUAUCGGCUUUGUUAUAUUUGAGUGAUAACAGGAUUUACCCAGUUGUUUGUGAAAUACAUUAACACUCCAGUCACUCUAUUAGUAUUUAGUGGAUUAUGAGUGGUUCACAUUCUUUGGUGAUACUGUACUCAUUUAAAUGUCACUUUAAAGCAGCUUUUUAUGUUUGCAUGUCUUCAUCUUAUUGGGUUGUAAAGCUAUUGUUAAACACAAAUUAUGAGGAAGCUCAAAACUUGAAAGAUAACAGUGGCAUUUAUGUCUCUAGAUUUUGUUACUUCUGGUCAGAAAGGCAUUUUAGAAAACAAUUUGGAUUUGACAUGAAUAAAAAUUCAGAAAAGGAGAAAAGGUCAUGGUGUAUUCUAGUAAAUCGUCCUUGAUACACAAAAAUAAUUUGAUCAUUAAAAGUGGGCUAAACAGUUUGAUUGAUUUAGACAGAGAUCUUGGUAUGCACAAUAAAAUGUAUACCUCAUUUGAAAAAAAAAAAAGAAUCAUAUUUAGAUGUGAUACAGUUUAGAACGCUAGCAACAAAAUGGGAAUUUCAUUUUUCAUCUUUUUUUUAUGGUAAAUGUUGCAUCUUUUCCUGAAUGUGUAAAUACUUUUUGUUUUUCUGUUGAUAAAAUAUAGUAGAAGCUUUUCUAGAUCCAUCAUAGAAAUAUUCAACACAUAAUUAUUAAUGAGUACUGAACACAAGGAAAAAAAGCAAGAAUUCAGGUGUCUCUUUGAUCAGACCAAAAAGCUUUAUAUUUUUGUCAUGAAGUACAUCAGUCAAACACCGUUUCAUUAUUCUUUUCUCAACAUGAAGAUGCAAAAAGUGACCCCUUGGCUGAAAUGUGUGUGUUAAAAAAUUGCUUAAUCUACAGAUUUUGAACUUGGUGUGUGUUUAACUGAAGACAUACUGUAUUUGGUGUUGGUGUUCUGCUUGCCCAACCAUUUUUUUUCUAUAACACAAAAACUUAAACUUUGAGGCACCAAGGGCAAACCUCAAGUGAUGAAAUGAAGAGUGUUGCCGGGGAAAUACUUCUGUAAAUAUGCUUUCAUAACUCACAAUUUGGACGGUAUAAUGGUAAUCGUUGUUUAUAAUCUGUGAUUUGUUUGUUCAAAAGAAAGAAAUUGACUUGUAAGGAAAUGCAGAGGCCCUUUGCUUUAACGUUUUCUAACCCCUCAUGCUUUGAAAGUUGACAAAUGUUUCUAUGGUUUGUUAAAGAUACAAGACAUGAACAUAAUAUCUUCUCAGCCAUAGGAAAUUGAUUUUAAUAAACUAUUUUUGUACCAAAUCA
Messenger RNA from Labrus mixtus (cuckoo wrasse), 6317 nucleotides. It is a transcript of the gene scaf4a, whose product is annotated as SR-related CTD-associated factor 4a. Gene Ontology annotation, molecular function: RNA binding; RNA polymerase II C-terminal domain phosphoserine binding. The coding region runs from base 100 to 3450 and encodes 1116 amino acids. Gene Ontology annotation, biological process: negative regulation of termination of RNA polymerase II transcription, poly(A)-coupled. The transcript has 19 exons. Gene Ontology annotation, cellular component: nucleus. NCBI's taxonomy places the organism in Eukaryota, Metazoa, Chordata, Actinopteri, Labriformes, Labridae. The record is from RefSeq and is a predicted model, not a curated record.